This is a messenger RNA of Gadus chalcogrammus (walleye pollock), 894 nucleotides long. It is a transcript of the gene vapal, whose product is annotated as VAMP (vesicle-associated membrane protein)-associated protein A, like. The transcript is spliced from 6 exons. NCBI's taxonomy places the organism in Eukaryota, Metazoa, Chordata, Actinopteri, Gadiformes, Gadidae. Gene Ontology annotation, biological process: neuron projection development. The coding region runs from base 96 to 851 and encodes 251 amino acids. Gene Ontology annotation, molecular function: FFAT motif binding. The record is from RefSeq and is a predicted model, not a curated record. Gene Ontology annotation, cellular component: endoplasmic reticulum membrane; plasma membrane.
UCAGUCAGCAUUUGACUCAGUAGUGGCAAGGGAUCUAGGAUUUCCACUUGUCAGUGGCUCCCCGAUAUCGCAUUUAAGUGCAUCCCCAAGCUAAAAUGUCAAAGUUGGAGCAAGUUCUGAUUCUUGACCCCCCUGCCGACCUGAAAUUUAAAGGUCCCUUCACAGAUGUCGUCACCACAAACCUCAAAUUGAAAAACCCCUCAGACAGAAGAGUAUGUUUCAAAGUGAAGACGACUGCGCCGCGUCGGUACUGUGUACGGCCGAACAGCGGAGUCAUCGAACCUGGAGCCACCGUCACCAUCUCCGUUAUGCUACAGCCCUUUGAUUACGACCCAAAUGAGAAGAGUAAACAUAAAUUCAUGGUUCAAACAAUCUUUGCCCCAGCAAAUGUGACCGACAUGGAUGCUUUGUGGAAAGAUGCGAAGCCCGAUGAUCUCAUGGAUUCCAAGCUGCGAUGCGUCUUUGAGCUUCCUUCUGAAAACGAUAAAGUGAACGACGUGGAGGACAUCAAGGCGACCCCGGUGCUGAACUCGGCCAAGUCUGACGGGCCCCUGUCCUCCAUGGCGGCGGCCAAGCCCAGCGGAGGAGCCCCCGACGACCCGGAGAUGAAGAGGGUGAUGACCGAGUGCAAGCGGCUGCAGAAUGAGAUGAGCAAGAUGGCGGAGGAGAACAUGAAGCUCAAGGACGACGGCGUCAGGAUGAGAAAAGCAGCCCGCUCAGACCACAUGACCUCAAACUCUAGCGCCCUCCUGGGCCGAGAAAGCAGCAGCAGCACCACCUCCCUGCCCUCCCUCCUCGUUGUGAUAGCGGCCAUCUUCAUCGGUUUCUUCCUAGGGAAGUUCAUCUUGUAGACUGGGAGACGCAUGCCAGCCGUAUCCCCCUGCCCCCCCCCCU